UCUGAGCACGAGUUACCGUCAUGGCCACCCGGUCGUUGGGAAAAGAGACGCGCCACUGGGAUGAGGUGCCUGGAGAGCCGAACAGUGAGAACACCGGCACCUGUGGAACCGGUAAUCAAUAUCCUGUUCCCUUGGUCCUCACAGCUUCGGGCGGGGCUCCUCUGUCAAGUGACCCGGAGAGAAGCAGCGCAGCAGGUUCUCUAGGCUCUGUGGCCAUUUUGGCUGGUGAAGCCCCAGCACCGACCUCCGAGACCUGCUUGCCUGCGGAGCACAGUUCUGCUCCCCAGGUCAGGUGCAGCCCCCGUGUGUACCUUACACGUAUAGAUGGCUGGUCCGAGGUGGGGCAAGACCCAGAGGGCACUGAGCUGCCCGGUGGGCAUUCGGCUCAAAGCAAGAGCCGUAGGAGCAACCGUCCUAAAAGGCAGCCCCUCCGCAAGCGGGCUGCCGCAUCUCUAGAGUGCCCUCAGCCUCUUGGCGCCGCCACGCUGCAGUCAUCUGUGCGUCCGCUGCCAUCUUCUCCGAGGUCCGAGCCCCGCACCGGCUACCAGUCUCAGGCUUCUCCGCAGAGUCGGGCAACUCAUCCGGGGCCUGCCUUCGGCAGCCAAAUCCGGAGAGGCCCCGCAGUCCACAGCGGUAGUGCCCUGACAGAUACAGCGCCUCAGCCCUCUGCUUAUGCUUUAGGCCCUGCACUCGGCAACGGUGCAUCCGCACCUGACCCUGCCCCACACAGUCAGGCCACCGUGCCAGGCCCUGUUCGUGGCAGUGUAUCUAGAUCUGGCCGUGAUGUCCACCGCCGCGCCACCAGGGCAGGCCUUGCUCGCCGCAACCGCAACCGCAACCGCAACCUCAACCGCGGAUCCCGGCCUGGCCCUGCUCAACGCAGGCGCACUGCCGCCUCAGCACGCCCUGUUGCCCGUAGCAGUGCACGCGGGUCUGGCCGUGCUCUCCGCAGCCUUGCCACCCCAUCAGACCGUGUCCUCCGCAGCAGCGCAUCAAAGUCUGGCCCUGACGACCCCAGCCACGCAACCAGGGCAGACCUUUCUCUCCGCAGCCGCGCCACUCGGCCAGGCCGUGUCCUCCGCAGCAGCAGCAGCCGUGUCCUCCGCAGCAGCAGCAGCAGCAGCACGUCCGAGUCUGGCCCUGAGGGCCCCAGCCGUGCAACCGGGGCAGGCCGUGUCCUCUGCAGCAGCAGCAGCGCAUCUGAGGCUGGCCCUGAUGGCUCCAGCCGUGCAACCGGGACAGGUCUUGCUCUCUGCAGCCGCACCACUCGACCAGGCCGUGUCCUCCGCAGCAGCAGCAGCAGCGCGUCCGAGUCUGGCCCUGAGGGCCCCAGCCGUGCAACUGGGGCAGGCCAUGUCCACCGCAGCAGCACGUCCGAGUCUGGCCCUGACGGCCCUAGCCGUGCAACCGGGGCAGGCCGUGUCCGCAGUAGCAGCAGCAGCGGCAGCAGCGCGUCCGAGUCUGGCCCUGAGGGCCCCAGCUGUGCCACUUGGCCAGGCCGUGUCCUCCGCAGCAGCAGCAGCGCAUCCGAGUCUGGCCCUGAGGGCCCCAGCCGUGAAACCCGGGCAGGCCGUGUCCGCAGCCGUGCCACUCGGCCACGCCGUGUCUGCAGGAGCAUCAGCAGCAGCGCAUCCGAGUCUGGCCCUGAGGGCCCCAGCCGUGAAACCCAGGCAGGCCGUGUCCGCAGCCGCGCCACUCGGCCAGGCCGUGUUCUCCGCAGCAGCAGCAGCAGUAGCAGCGGCACAUCCAGGCCUGGCUUUGUUGAGCACAGCUAUGCCACCCCGCCAGGCCGCGUUCUCCGCAGCAGCAGCAGCAGCAGCACAUCCGGGCCUGGCUUUGUUGAGCACGGCUGUGCCACUCCUCCAGGCCCUGUUCUCCACAGCAGUGUGUCAGGUUCUGGCCCUGAUGGCCACGGCCAUGCAACCAGGGCAGGCCUUGCUCUUCGCAGCCACACCAGUCCAUCAGGCUCAGUUGCACAAAGCAGCACCUCCCACCCUGGUCUUGUUCAGCGCACCUGUUCCUCCCUGCCAGGACGUGUUCACAGCAGUGAGUCCGGGUCUAGUUCUGGUGGCUGCAGCCGCACCCGCGGCCUUGCCCAUAGCCGAGUCCGCAGCCGAGUCCGCAGCCGAGUCCGCAGCCGCAGCCGCAGCCGCAGUCGCGCCCGCCCCCGCGCCCACAACCGCAACCGCAACCGCAACCGCACCCGCACCCGCGCCCGCGGCACCCAAUCCUGCCCUGCUGUCCAGAGCUCACCAAGCUGUGUUUCCCAGAGCGGCACCACACAGGGAAGGUCAGCCCUUCCAAGCCUGCAUGCUCUUCCUGUGUUGGGUGGAAGGAAUCAUUCUGUGCAAGUCGCCUUAGGAAUGCCUGUUCAGGGUGCCUCGCUUUCUCCUGAUCCUGAGGCCCAAAACCCUCCCUCCCCGCCUGUUUGGCAUGCAGUCCGUAUGCGUGCCUCUUCACCCUCACCUCCUGGUAGGUAUUUUCCUUUGCAUAGGUUUCUUAGACAGCAAGUUUCCUCUUCCACUGAGUCUUCAGGCCAGAGCCCCUCCUCUUCCACUAAAUUUUCUGGCCAGAGUCUCUCUUGUCCUGGGUUCUGUGGCCUGAGAUCUAUCCAAACUCCUAGCCCUGAUAGUCUUAGGCGUGCCUUGCUGCCUGAGCUGGAUUCCCUGACUGCCACUUUAGCAGAGCAGGAGGAAGUAGAGGAUGUUCCUUCCUCUCCUACACCACAUGUAAUUUCUGAGAGGAGCAUUCCCCAAGACCCACAAAAAUGAAUCUCCAUCCGCUGGAUGUGUGGUUACUUUGUGCUAACCUGUGAGGUCUCCAAUAGUUCUAGCCCUUAACUAAAUUCCCAGCAGUUUUGAAGCCCCUUCUCCCCAUGACCCUACUGCCUGGCACAAACCCCUGUGUUGAGAGUUCAGCUUUCUAGGUUGCUUUUAUGUAAUGAAAUAUCUUAAUAAAACUGUUGGUUUCAUUUAAAAAUAUAAUGUUCUUUGUAUUAAAAAAUCUUGCCCUUUGUUAUAUUUGGAGGAUUACAGAAGGUUAUAGAAUUACUAGCUGAUUAUAUGAAAGAAGGAAUAAAACACUACCUUAGUAAUCACUCACUCCCCCUGUUGGAAAUGGAGUUCUACCCAGGAACUUAAACACUUAACACACUGUGUACCCUCUCAGCAUAAGUGAUUUGCAACUGGGACAAAAAAAGGGGGCAAAAUUUAACCCAAGGUGGUAGGAAAAAGGAAAGGUAAUGGCAAUUUCUGGGAUCAGAAAAGAGGAGGUACGUAGUCAAAUGUGGUAAGGAAGAGGGAGGUGAGGUUGGAUGGGCUGAUAAUCCAAAUGGGAGUAGCAAGGCUUGCAGAAAUACCAGGAGCAGCAAGGAUCAAGAGUCUGAGGGCAAAAGGUUUCAGUUUAUACAGAGAGCAACUAGAGCUGAGUUCUGGGUUGGGACAGGUCUUAGAAGGGCAAUUGAAAUGACUGAUUUGAAAAUGGUCAGAUAGUUAGUGAAAAAUGUUGAUCGAUAAUCCCAUUGUAAUCACAGCUGAGCUUGUGAGUAGGUAUAUGAGAAAGUGUGUGGAUGUGUGCACAUUUAGAGAGAAAUGCAUGGGCACACACUGAUAUGAACAGUAUUACCUAUUUUUGGACUAACAGGCAGUAUGAUCUCAAUUUUUACAUUUUUUCUUUUGAUCAUAUAACUAUUUCUAUGAUGAAACUCAGUUGUUUUUGAAAACUGUGUUAAAGGCUAGACUGAAAAAAAUGUUAAUACUCCAGAGGGAAAAAACCUCCCAUGUUCAUAUUUCUCCUGUCUGCUUUUCUAGUAUGUGACCAAUAUAGAUAUAGAUCCUGGCCUAGUCCUGGGUCUCAUAUUUUAGAAAGUACUACAUAGGUCCUAUUUGUGCUGUAUUCAUACUAUAGAACUGAGAGUCCACAGGAACAAGGGGAUGGGCUCACUAGGUCCCAACACCCUGACACUUAAAGAAAAUGUUUCAUAUAUUUUCAUUCCCCAAGACUUUAUGUAUGAUCUGCAAGGCCUUAUUGUCAGGGUCCUUUCUGAGGAUGGGAAGUCUGGGACUGUCAUUCACACAUUCUUUAGCCCAAAGGUGGACAAGAAGCUGCUGUCUAUGUUACCAAAGAAUAGACAAAGCUUGGAGGUAUAGGCUGAGGUGUUAGGGUUAGUUGUGAGACACCUCAUA
Molecule: messenger RNA, 4184 nt
Organism: Chinchilla lanigera (long-tailed chinchilla)
Lineage: Eukaryota; Metazoa; Chordata; Mammalia; Rodentia; Chinchillidae
Gene: Ezhip
Product: chromosome unknown open reading frame, human CXorf67
Exons: 2
Coding region: 21-2771 (916 amino acids)
Cellular component (GO): nucleus
Source: RefSeq, a predicted model, not a curated record